Molecule: messenger RNA, 1775 nt
Organism: Dictyostelium purpureum
Lineage: Eukaryota; Evosea; Eumycetozoa; Dictyosteliales; Dictyosteliaceae
Exons: 3
Coding region: 38-1654 (538 amino acids)
Biological process (GO): zinc ion transmembrane transport
Cellular component (GO): plasma membrane
Molecular function (GO): zinc ion transmembrane transporter activity
Source: RefSeq, a predicted model, not a curated record
AAAUAUCAAAAAUAUUAAUAUAGGGAGUAAUUAUAAUAUGGAUGAAGAAGCAAUUCUAAAAAAGAAAAAUAAUAAUAAUACAGAUAAUAUUAAAAAUAUAUAUUUAGAUGGAAAUGUAAAUAAUGAUAAUCAGCACCAUAAUAGUAAUAACAAUAUUAUUAUAAAUAAUGAUUUUAUCGAAAUACCUGAUGUAGAAUUAGAAAAACUAAUAAUAGAAGAUGAUAUGGAAAUAUUAAAUAAUAAUCAUAUUGAUAAUCAUAAUGAUAAUCAUAAUGAUAAUCAUAAUGAUAAUCAUAAUGAUCAUCAUAACAAUAACAAUGAUCAUCAUAUACAACAGAAUAAAAUAGAUGGUGAUGAUAAUCAAAGUCACAAUCAUGGAAAAAAGAAAAAGAAAAAGCAUGGGCAUGGACAUGGACAUGGACACAGUCAUGGUGGUGACAACAGUAGUGAUGGUAGUCAUAAUGAUGAGUCUGACGAAGAAUCCCCAUUAAAAAACAAAUUAAAAAAUAUGGAAAGCAAAAAAAAAGCAAGAUACUCACUGGUUUUAGCAUUGUCUCUUACAACUGUUUUUAUGGUUGGUGAAAUUGUAGGUGGUUGGUUAGCAAACUCUUUAGCCAUUAUGACGGAUGCAGCCCAUUUGCUUACCGAUAUCGGGGCAAUGUUUCUUAGUUUAUUUGCGAUGUGGAUCAGCCAACAUCCUCCAACAAGCUCCAUGAGCUUUGGUUUCCAUAGAGCUGAAAUUUUGGGUGCUGUUAUAAGUGUCUUAAUGAUUUGGGCAUUAACUGGUGUAUUAGUUUACGAAGCCAUUCUAAGAAUUAUCAAUCCACCCGAAGUUAUUGACGGAAAAAUUAUGUUUAUUAUUGCAAGUUGCGGCUUAUUAAUCAACAUUAUCGAUGCCAUAAUUUUACAUUGGGGUUCAGGUGGUCACGGUCACUCUCAUGGUGGUGGUCACGGCCAUUCUCACGGAGUUAUUGGUGAUACUAAUAACCAUAACCACAGUCACAGCGAAGAGAACCAUCACCACGAAAAGAAAAAAAAGAAAAAUAAAGGGCAUGGUCACAGCCAUGGAGAUGGGCAUGGACACGGUCACAGUCAUGGUCACAGCGAAAGUCAUACUCUUGGUGAAACCCACAGCGACCAUAAUAGCGAUAGUAAAAGUAUUACAAACAUCAAUGUCCACUCUGCAUAUAUUCAUGUUUUAGGUGACUGUUUCCAAAGUAUCGGUGUUAUGAUUGCCUCUGUUAUUAUUUGGAUUAAACCAACUUGGAAAAUAGCCGAUCCAAUUACCACUCUAAUCUUUUCAGUCAUUGUUUUGGUUACCACUGUUAGAUUACUUCGUGAUAGUGUCAGUGUUUUAAUGGAAGGUGUACCACCAGAAAUUGACGUAUCAGAGGUCAAAGGUGAUCUCGCCGACAUUGCAGGCGUUACAGAGGUACACGAUUUACAUAUUUGGUCCAUUACUGUCGGUAGACCCGCCUUAUCUGUACAUUUAACCAUCUCACCAGGAAUAGAUUCCGAUCAAGUUUUAGCAAUAGCCAAUAAACUUUUAUUAGACCAAUAUGAAAUUGACCAUACCACAAUUCAAAUAGAAAAAUCUGCUGAAAAAUCAAAGUGCGUAGAUCAUUCUUGCCCACCAUUCGAUAUAAAGAGAUAAUAAAAAUUUUAACAUUUAUUUAUUCAUUUAAUUAUUUAUAUAUAAAAUUUAAAAAAUCAUUUAAAAUAAAAAGUAUAUUUAUAGUUAUUAAUUAAUAUAAAUUAAUUAAUACAACAAACCC